UACCCACAAAACAGAAGUUUGAAAAGUCAAAACUCCCCAGCCUACAUAUUCGGAUCCCAAGCACAUCAUCAUCAUUUUUCUUCACAAUCCUCUCUCUCUCUCUCUCCUCCCCCACCGCACCCAGCGAUGGCCCAGACCUGCUCACCCUCCGAACUCGCCCAAUUCCUGGGCCCAAACUCCACCGCCGCCGCCUCCUACAUCUGCUCCCAAUUCACCACCGUCAACGACAAGUUCACCGACACCACCUACGCCGUCGACUCCACCUACCUCCUCUUCUCCGCCUAUCUCGUCUUCUCCAUGCAGCUCGGCUUCGCCAUGCUCUGCGCCGGCUCCGUCCGCGCAAAGAACACCAUGAACAUCAUGCUCACCAACGUCCUCGACGCCGCGACCGGCGGCAUCUUCUACUACCUCUUCGGCUUCGCCUUCGCCUUUGGCUCCCCUUCCAACGGCUUCAUCGGCCGCCACAACUUCGCCUUGAAGUCCAUACCUUCUUCCCUAUUCGAUUACAGUUACUUUCUAUACCAGUGGGCUUUUGCUAUAGCCGCUGCUGGGAUUACGAGCGGCUCGAUAGCCGAGCGGACCCAGUUCGUGGCAUACCUUGUUUACUCGUCGUUUUUGACGGGUUUCGUUUACCCUGUUGUUUCGCACUGGUUUUGGUCAGCUGAUGGGUGGGCUAGUGCAUCGAAUACGAAUAACUUGCUAUUCGGGUCUGGAGUAAUUGAUUUUGCCGGAUCAGGAGUCGUUCACAUGGUUGGUGGAAUUGCAGGAUUAUAUGGGGCUCUAAUUGAAGGUCCGAGAAUUGGCCGAUUCGACCACACGGGACGGUCCGUAGCGCUCCGUGGGCACAGCGCUUCCCUCGUCGUGCUUGGCACCUUCAUACUCUGGUUCGGUUGGUACGGCUUCAACCCGGGUUCAUUUGCCAAAAUCUUAAGUCCUUACACCAGCGGCACUUACUACGGGCAGUGGAGCGCCGUGGGUAGGACUGCGGUGACCACCACCUUAGCCGGUUGCACGGCGGCUCUAACUACCCUCUUCGGGAAACGAAUCCUUUCCGGCCACUGGAACGUCACCGACGUCUGUAAUGGUCUUUUGGGCGGGUUCGCUGCCAUCACCGCCGGUUGCUCGGUCGUGGAGCCGUGGGCGGCGAUCAUAUGCGGGUUCGUGGCGGCGCUGGUUCUCAUAGGGUGUAAUAUGUUGGCUGAGAAGGCCAAAUUUGACGACCCAUUGGAGGCGGCACAACUCCAUGGCGGGUGCGGCGCGUGGGGGGUGAUUUUCACGGCGCUUUUUGCGACGGAGAAGUACGUGAACGAGGUUUACACGGGUAAACCCGGCCGACCGUACGGGUUGUUCAUGGGCGGCGGAGGGCGGUUGCUGGCGGCACACGUGAUUCAGAUUUUGGUGAUUAUCGGGUGGGUCAGUGCCACAAUGGGUCCCCUGUUUUUUAUCCUUCACAAGUUCAAUUUGCUUCGGAUAUCGGCGGAGGACGAGAUGUCGGGUAUGGAUCUGACCCGACAUGGUGGGUUUGCUUAUGCGUACCACGAUGAUGAUGAGGGGAACAAACAUGGGAUCCAGAUGAGGAGGAUAGAACCAUCAGCUCAAAUAUAAAAAUGGGUUUUCGUAAUUUUUGGUUUCAUUUUUUUUAGCAUUGUUAGGUUGUGAAGGUUCUAUGUAUGAUAAUUAUUAUUUAUUGGGUUGGAGAAAAUGGAAAUAUGGACUGUAUUCCUUUGCUUU
Molecule: messenger RNA, 1731 nt
Organism: Rhododendron vialii
Lineage: Eukaryota; Viridiplantae; Streptophyta; Magnoliopsida; Ericales; Ericaceae
Product: ammonium transporter 1 member 1
Exons: 2
Coding region: 127-1605 (492 amino acids)
Biological process (GO): ammonium transmembrane transport; ammonium homeostasis
Cellular component (GO): membrane
Molecular function (GO): ammonium channel activity
Source: RefSeq, a predicted model, not a curated record